Purpureocillium lilacinum is the source of this 2121-nucleotide messenger RNA. RefSeq lists its product as uncharacterized. The record is from RefSeq and is a predicted model, not a curated record. Lineage: Eukaryota; Fungi; Ascomycota; Sordariomycetes; Hypocreales; Ophiocordycipitaceae.
AUGGCCUCGAACACGACUAACAGCGGUGCUGUGGCGGGGCCGACGAAGAAGCAGGUCGAGGAGGUGGUCAGGGCCGUCUUUGAGGAAAGCAGGAGCACCAUCAACGACACGGACCGGAAGAAGGACCCGGAAUGGGUCGAUCAGCUAGUCGACUUUGUGGCAAAGAGGCUGAGCAUCAAAAACGACGUCUCGUCAAACUCGUCUCAGCCGCCGACGCCCACGGACUCGACCUGCCCGUCGAGCACCGUGUCGACGCCGCGGUCCGAGUACAGCGAGGCCCCGGACUUCAUCUCGGUGAAGCCGUACCAGGCCACAGUCGAAGACGCCCCGGAAGAGUGCUCGGCCGAUGACGCUGAGAACUCAGACGAUGACGGCAGCAGCAGCCUCGUCGUCCCUGGGCAGGAGGUCAAGCCCACGGCCAACUCGUGCCGGCGGCGCCCCACCCCUGGGCCGGGCGCGCAGCGACCUGCACCCAAGAAGCCGCAGGUGGUGGACUGCUCCAAUCUUCCAAAUGUCUCAGUCGGGACGACGCCAGCGCCGCAGAAAGAAGCUCCCCCUCACAAGCCAGCUGCUGCACCCCUUAGCCCCCGAAAUUGCUACCUCACCCCGCCAGCGUCCCGGGCGUCCAGCCCCAAGCCCCGGCCGACGGUCCACUUUUCGGACCGGCCCAUGCCCAAACUCCAUCACCGAGACCCGCCCCGCCCGGCUGCGGCUCCGGCCACAGCUGCGACAUCGCCCACUACCGCCACCGGCCAGGGGCUGUCCGACAUUGACCUCCAAUGGGGGAGGCUCUUCACCGGCAGUGGCGAGCCGACGGUUCGGCUGCGCCAGAUCCUCUAUGGGCUGGCCAAUUACAUUAACGAUGAGUUUGAGCCCCGAGGGUCGACACUCAUCACACCGGACAAGCUCUACUCAUUCUACCGGCGUUUCCGCCUCGAGAAGGAGCUCUACCCCUUUCAACGCAUCUUCGACACGUACUCGCGCAAGUCCCUUCAGAGUCUCAAGUGCCUGUACCAGGACCUCCGCUGCGACUACUACCUCCUCCAUGGCAGCAGCGAUCCGCGAGAUCGCGGGUACCACCAAGACAUUCCGGGUCUCACAACCGACGGCUUCGCCGACUGGAUGGCCAACUUUAUGCAGGCCACGCCCGACAUCGAGGCACGCCGGCUCACCCGCGUCACCGCCAGCCUGCCCAUCGAGGUGCCACCCGUCGGCAGCGCCAGGCCGUCCAGCCGUCACCACCAUCCGCCGGAGAGACUCCCACGCCAGCUUUCGCGCCAUUUGUUCCCCGCGCGUCCGCACGAGCGGCUGCGCCAGCGCGUCUCCAACUCGGUCAUGGAGUGGGACCAGGCCAUGCACGGGUAUGCGGAGCCGUCUUCGCCGUCGUCGUCGUCGCGCCAGGGCUCGUCCUCGUCGUGGACGGCCGCCUUUUACGACGCCAUUGCCCGCAGCCUUAGCCCGACGUCGCGCGACUAUGCCGAUGGUAGUGGCGGCAGUGGACACAGGCGGAGGUACAACUACCCGCGCUCGGAGCGUCCCGUCUACAUUGAGGUCCCAUCGAGUACCGGCAGUGGGCAUCAUCACUCGUCGGCACGCGGGCGGCCCAGCGCCGGUAGGUCGUCGCGAUACCACCAGGCGGCGGCGGGGCGUGAUGACCGGGAUGAGGACCGCAAGCGCCGAUCUCGCGACGUCAUCACCACGUACGUCGAGGAAGAAACCCCUCGGCGUAGGGACGACAGGUCCCCGCGGGGCCGCCGCGACGCGCACAGGCGGGAGCGCGACCGCAGCAGCCUCGUACUUCACCCUGAAGAGUCGUACCGCUACGUGGAGCCGAGCGCUGCUCUUCCAUCACCCCCUCCUCCCCCUCUUCCCCCGGCUGUCUCCUCCUCUCUUCCCGCUGCUGCACAUGCUACCGCGUGUCCGCCCGCAUCAUACUGUCAGGUCGCCCCGCCAGCGGCGCCGCCGUCCUCAGUAGGCGUCUCGUCCGCGACGCUCAACCGCGCGGAUAACUACGCGCUCUUCCAGGGACGGUGCGAGUCGGGCCCGGGGCCGACUUACGAGGAGUUUCUGAGGGAGAGGGACACGGCUGCUCAUUCGCGGCGUCCGCGAUACGGGGGCUGA